Messenger RNA from Cercopithifilaria johnstoni, 795 nucleotides. The record is from the annotation of a GenBank genome assembly. NCBI's taxonomy places the organism in Eukaryota, Metazoa, Nematoda, Chromadorea, Rhabditida, Onchocercidae.
AUGGUAUCUUUGGGACGUAUUGCUGUGCUAAUUGACUUAUCGGGAACGUUGCACAUUGAAGAUACUUGUAUUGCCGGAGUUCCGGCAGCCUUACAACGAUUGAGGCGCAAUCCUCGUUAUGCUGUCAAAUUUGUUACCAACACAACGAAGGAAUCAACCAACCGACUUCAUGAACGCCUUACAAAGCUUGGAUUGGAAAUUACACGAUCGGAAAUAUUUACUUCACUCACCGCCGCUAAACAUCUCAUCAAAAAGGACAAUUUACGACCAAUAUUAUUUCUUGAAAAUGCUGCACUCGAAGAAUUCGCAGAUGUGAAUGUGGACAUUAAGAAACCGAAUGCAGUAGUUGUUGGACUUGCUCCCUCAAAAUUCACUUUUACGUCUUUGAAUGAAGCAUUUCGGUUACUGCUGGACGGUGCGAAACUGAUUGCCAUUCAUAAAGGGCGAUAUUUUAAACAAAAAGAUGGUUUGUCAUUGGGACCAGGUCCUUUCGUAGAAGCGCUUGAAUAUGCCGCCGAUGUUGAAUCUCAGGUGGUCGGUAAACCGGAACGUGCGUUCUUUUUAACGGCCUUAGCUAAUACCGAUAAAUCUUUGAUACCACAACAAGCUGUAAUGAUUGGUGACGAUGUUCGAGAUGAUGUUCUUGGAGCUAUUAAUGUUGGAAUGCGUGCGAUCCUUGUGAAAACUGGCAAAUAUUCCGAAGGCGAUGAGUUGAAAAUACCUGAGGCUUCAAGAAAUUGUGUGGAAAGUUUUGUAGAAGCAGUUGAUUUGAUCGAGAAAAAUCUUGUGAAAUAA